This is a messenger RNA of Spirodela intermedia, 9905 nucleotides long. NCBI's taxonomy places the organism in Eukaryota, Viridiplantae, Streptophyta, Magnoliopsida, Alismatales, Araceae. The record is from the annotation of a GenBank genome assembly.
AUGGCCGAUCUUCUGAGAAAUGCACCUGUUGAGAGGGAUGUGGAGCAGGUAUGGAGCAUUUUACUCUUGUACUUCUGCCGAUUUAAUGAACGGAACUCAGUGAAGUGUUACUCGUUACGUGCCAUGUGAAAUUGUGUUCCAUCUUCAGUCUGAAAUCACAUUCCGCCAAUACAGUCAGAAAAAGUUAAUACGUAGAAGUUUCUGUCUGGCUAUUCUCAUCCUGUUUCAUGCAUUAUUUACCGUUAAAACAACCGGAUCUAAUCUGCACGAGUUUUUGAAAUCAAAGCCCUCGAUCUCUUUUUACUUACUAAUUUCAUUACUUAUUAAAUAUUGCUUGAUGGGCUUCAUUAGGUUCCGGAAAGGAUGGAGCUCAGGCAAUACUUAUGACAGCCUGAUGUGACCACAUUGCCCUUGAACGUGAAGAAAUGAUAAAUUGACCAGUCUGAUCCAGUCAUCUGACUUGGUUCCGUGGACCAUUAAUUCAGAGAUCUCUAGAACCAGAACAUUUUGUUACAAUCCCUAAUCAAUUCACAGAUUUCUUACGUUCAUUAUGUUACCACAUGUUUUGUUAACGAACCUCAUCAUAAUAUAUGGUGCCACGGUAUAUGAUGAUCUUUGUGUUUUUAGUGAAUGGCAACCUAUGUCCUUCGCUAGCAAUCUCGUGAGUUUUACUUCCCGAUUUUUUUUACAAGAAAUAUUUAGUUUUCUAUUCCAUUACUCCAGAGCUAUAUGCCAUAAAUUCAUGUUUGUCUAUAAAUAUGAGCAUUUAUUUUUUCUUUCCUGUUAUGUUUAGUGACUUGUGUUACUCUGCCUUUGGUAGUCAUGGAAAAUGAUAAAGUGAUCAAAAUAUUUUCUGAAAAUAGAAUGGUGAAUUGAUGGUUAUCUUUUUUCCUGUCAUGUUUCCAUCGUCUUUGCAUCUGACGUUUCACUUCAAAAUUUAUAUAUGUUUAUUGAUAUCCAUGAAAUUUUAUGGAUUAACAACCGACCAAUCUAAGAGAGAAUGUUUUGGCAUAGAAAAUUUGAACUUCUCUUGUUUAUCAUUCUGGAACAGAAAUAGUGAAGAAAUAAUCCUGCUUUGUAAGGGUAGGUAUGAUAUUUCAUAAUUAGGUUAAGAAUUAAUGUUAUUGCAUAACAUCAAAUACAGAAGAUCAACAGCUGCACUAUUGUUCUUUGGACAUGCAGGCAAUUACAGCACUGAAGAAAGGUGCAUAUUUACUGAAAUACGGACGUAGAGGAAAGCCCAAGUUCUGUCCUUUCAGGCUUUCUAAUGUAAGCUUUUUUCUAAUUCAUAUCUUUUCAGGUUUUCUAAAAUAGUUCACUUUGGUAUCAUGGUUGCUCCCUUAUCAGGUAUUAUGAUGCGAUUUAAUUAUGUGCUUUUGAUUUUUAUUAUGUUUAUUUUUCAGGAUGAGUCUAUAUUGGUUUGGUUCUCUGGUAAAGAGGAGAAGCAUCUUAAGCUCAGUCAGGUGUCAAAGAUUAUUCCUGGACAGCGUACUGUAAGAUAUAUUCUCAUUAACCUUGUGUGGAUACUCUCGGAUUAGUCUCUCAACUGUUAAUAUCUACCUCGAAAAAAAUAUAUUUUUAGCUUUGUCACGUUUCCUUUUUGCAAAUAUGUACAUUGAGUCGCUUGUAUUUGUUAUUUUUUUAAUGGUAGUUGAAAGAGAAAUAUGUGCUUCAUUAUGGAAUGAUAUAUACUAGUAGGUGUGAUUUAUCUUCCUGUAACAUCUAUAUUUUUGCCAUUUAUAAAUUUAUUUUACUUUUCAUCUUUAAAUAAAUGUAUUUUUAUCUUUAUGACAUUUCCUUUCGUGCAUGUGCAUGGAAUAUCUUCUUUGUUUUUGCUUUAUGUUACCUGAAAGAGAGAAGUUUCGUGAUGAAAUGAUAUAUAACAAUCUGGAUGAUUCCAACGUCCAGAAAAAUCUACAGUUCUACAAUGUAUAUAUAUAUAUAUAUAUAUAUAUUUAUUUAUGAUUUUUUUUCCCAUUUAAGACCACACGCGUGGUUUACCUUUUCUGGGAUUUUAAGUUCGAGUCGUAAGCUCAAUGCCAUUUUUUUAAGAGUAUAUAUUCAAUAAAGCACAUCUAGAAGUAUCUGCCUAUCUGUCUCGAUCUCUCUCUGACUUGUUUUUCUCUUCUAGCGUUUUCACUACUAACAAUAUUUGUUUUACGAGAAAAGAAAAAUAGUUAUUCCAUUGAUCUGGUUUAGUAAAUGACAUGGACGUUGUAUUUCAGGCAAUAUUUCAGCGUUACCCACGUCCUGAAAAAGAGUAUCAAUCAUUUUCUCUCAUAUAUAACGACAGAUCUUUAGACUUGGUGGGUACAUUGGUCGCCUAGUUAAUUUUUUUCAUUUUGCUCUUCUUAAUAAUGAUUUGAUCUUUCAUUUUUGGCAUAGUUUAUGCAUAUGCAUGCCCUGAUUUUCCUAGUUUUCGAUGUUGCUGUUGGGAACUGAGGCAGAUAUGCAAGGAUAAAGAUGAAGCUGAGGUCUGGUUUGUCGGUCUGAAGGCACUGAUUUCUUGCGGUAGCAGUAGGAAAUGGAGAAUAGAGUCAAAAACUGAUAUCGCUUCAUCUGACACCAGUAGCCCACAAACACAUACUCAGAGAAGUUCACCUCUGGUUUCACCGUUUGGAAAUAAUGAUUCCUUUUUCAAUGUAAGGAAGUUGUUGGGAUUGGAUAUUUUGUUUCUCUUACUUGUUCUUCCUAUUGGUUGUGACUACCUUCUGGCUUCUAUAUUCAGGAUCCUUGUGUUUCACAACAAAUUCAUAAUCCGUCCGAGGCUCAUCAGUGCAAUGGCUUGGGAAAAGUUCUAUCUGAUGUCAUAUUAUACACUACACCUGCCAUGGGUCCUGCUAUCUCGGAUUCUGUGGGCUAUUCUCAUAGCUCACUCUCAUCUAUGAGUGGAGACCAUCCAAACGGGCGGGGCUCCGCUGUUGAAGCUUUUAGAGUUAGCCUCUCUAGUGCUGUAAGCUCCUCCAGCCAUGGAUCUGGUCAUGAAGAUUUUGAUGCGCUAGGGGAUGUUUUUAUCUGGGGAGAAGGCGUAGGAGAUGGGUUGCUUGGAGGUGGUGUUCAGAAGGUUGAGAAUUCAUCCACCAAGAAGACUGAUGCCCUUUUACCUAAGGCACUGGAGCCAGUCGUAGUUCUUGAUGUUCACAGUAUAGCUUGUGGUAGUAGGCAUGCUAUUUUAGUUACCAAACAGGGUGAGGUUUUUAGUUGGGGUGAGGAGUCUGGAGGCAGGCUUGGUCAUGGGGUAGAUGCUGAUGUUUCUCACCCAAAACUUGUUGACGCUCUAAGUGGCAUGAGCAUUGAGCUUGUCGCAUGUGGGGAAUAUCAUACCUGUGCUGUAACCAUGUCAGGAGACCUUUACACAUGGGGUGAUGGAAUUCACAACACCAGUCUCCUUGGGCAUGGGAGUGAUGUUAGUCACUGGAUUCCAAGAAAGGUAAAUGGUCCUUUAGAAGGUCUACAUGUUUCCUCAAUUUCAUGUGGACCAUGGCACACAGCAAUCGUGACAUCUUCUGGUCAGCUAUUCACUUUUGGUGAUGGAACUUUUGGCUCACUAGGACAUGGAGAUCGUAGAAGCUCAAAUAUGCCGAGAGAGGUGGAAGCUUUGAAGGGACUACGUACAGUUCAAGCUGCUUGUGGUGCCUGGCAUACAGCAGCUAUAGUAGAAAUUUCAACCGAAUCUUUUAAGUCUAGCAACUCAUCUUCUGGAAAACUUUUCACAUGGGGAGAUGGAGAUAGAGGUCGACUUGGACACGGUGAUAGAGAUACUAGGCUUGUUCCUGAAUGUGUAGCUGCAUUACUGGACUUAAACUUUUGCCAAGUAGCAUGUGGUAAUGACAUGACAGUUGCUCUGGAAACAAGUGGACGGGUGUAUACCAUGGGAAGUCCUAUAUAUGGUCAACUUGGUUGUCCUGAGGCAGAUGGAAAGCUUCCCGCUUGUGUUGGAGGAAAACUUUUGAACAGUUUUGUGGAAGAGAUAGCAUGUGGCUCCUAUCAUGUAGCGGUUCUGACAUCAAGAACUGAAGUGUACACUUGGGGGAGAGGAGCAAAUGGUUGCUUGGGUCAUGGAGACAAUGAUGACCGCAAUUCUCCAACACUGGUUGAAGCUCUGAAGGACAAACAAGUCAAAAGUGUUGUGUGUGGUUCAAAUUUUACUGCUGCCAUCUGUCUUCAUAAAUGGGUGUCUAGUGCUGACCAAUCUGUAUGCUCUGGUUGCCAUCUUCCAUUUGGUUUCAGAAGAAAGCGUCAUAAUUGUUAUAAUUGUGGACUAGUCUUCUGCAAAGCGUGCAGUAGUAGAAAAUCACUAAAAGCCUCUUUGGCACCAAAUAUCAACAAACCUUAUCGUGUAUGUGAUGAGUGCUUUAUCAAGCUGAAGAAGGCCUUAGAAGCUGUAUCUGUAUCUCGUUUUAUGAAGCAUCAUGUGAUCAAUGGCCUUCCUGAAAAAGCCAUAGUUAAUUCUAAAGCUCAGGGGCAUCUUUCCAGGCUUUCUUCACUCGAGUCCUUCAAAACAUCUGAAAGCAGGCUUUCCAAGCACAAAGCAGACGCAAAUGCUGCUCGGUUUUCUCCCACUAAUGGAGCUUCUCAUUGGGGGAGCUUCUAUUCAACGAGAACAUCAAACUAUAUAUUUGGAUCUUCAAAGAAAAUAUUUUCUGCUUCUGUUCCAAGUUCAAGGAUUGCGUCUAGGGCAUCUUCACCCAUCUCAAGAAAGCCAAGUCCACCUCGUCUGGCAGAUAAUGUUAAUGAUAUGACAUCCUCGGAAAUAAUAUUUGAAAAAUCAAAGAUGACAAAUGAUAGCCUGAACCAAGAAGCUAUCAAGCUAAAGUUGCAGGUAACUGUUUUAUAUGAUGUCAAGAAGGAAUUGGUUAUCAUAGUAUCGUCAUUGUGUAUGCGUUUUUAUUUCAUCCCCCGUUAGAAGAAGAGACGUGGUUGUUACUUCUAGUACAUGCUGGCGUUCUUUAAUGCUUUUUUAGGAUAUGUUUUGCUCAGUUCACAAUAUUCUUAUGCAGUUCAUAGAGCACAGUUGGUUCGGAAAACCGACGUAGUCGGAGAAAUGUUCAUUGUCUUAUCUGUAUCCUCUAAUUGAUGUCAUAUACUAAGUCAGUAAACCCGACUACAUUUGAUAAGGAGCACAGUUGGUUCAGAAAACCGACGUAGUCUGAGAAAUGUUCAGUGUCUUAUCUGUAUCCUCCAAUUGAUGUCAUAUACCAAGUCAGUAAACCCAGAUCUGUCGACUAUAUUUGAUAGAGACUCCCUUUCUGUUUUUCAUGAAUAAACUUUCUCCACUUCAAAGGAUUUGAACAUUUGAAUCUCUAAUUCUAGACCUUGUGUAAGAGAAAAGGACCAAUGAAAUUUAAAAUAAGAAAAAAAAAUAAUUUUUAAGGAAUUACUGGAGUUGCUUCGCAAGACUUUUUCUUCUUUCCUGCCAAAUUUUUGGAGAGAGCGAAAUCCUUCAAAUAUCUUUAUCUUGUCUUGCUUGACAACUUGUACUACAACUUGAAAUCAUGGCACUUGGGAUUGGCCUACUGCAACUUCUGGAUUGACAAGAUUAGGCUCUACUACAACUUGAAAUCAUGGCUCUUGGGAUUGGCCUAUUCUGAUGUGGAUUGGGAUCAGCAAUGUCUGAUUUGAUCUGGGCAAAGUUCCAUCCUGAUCCCACUUUCCCUGGAUGUAUAUUUGUUAACAAACCUCCGAAAUAAGCCAGGAUCAGCACAUUUAGGGGAAGGUCAUCUUAGAGUCGUCCAGUUCCCAACCAAUUCGGCCCCAUUUUCUGACAAAAUGUGAGAGGUUGGCAGGGUUUCAGAAGACUUGAAGCAGUUAGUUUAACUGACCAUAGCUUUUCUGAAUUGAAUCUGACUUGGCCAACCAGUCUGAUUCAUAGCUCCAGUUGAGAUCCUUCACACAGUCGUUUGCCUCUACAUGUUUACUCUUUCUUCAAAAGAUUAGAUUCCCUAUUCUUUAGAAAUUCAUUCACUUGUUACCAUCCCGUACUUUUUUGUCUUGAACAAACUAGCCUCUGAGGAUAUAGCAUCAAUGCUGACUAGGUGAGCAUCAAUAGGACGACUGCUUGUGAUUGAAAUGAGGUGGCCGAUUUGUCUCCAAAGAUAAUCCUUUCUUCUCUUAUCACCUAGUUGUCUAGAGUUUCUGAAACCUUAUGGAAAAGGGAUCCAAUCACACCAGACAUCUAGAUUUUCUCAUGUACGUGAAACAUGUAUUUAUAGAUUAUCCUGGUUUAAAGCUAGCUCAGGGUUCUUAUAAAUACACGUCGAGUCGUUCUAGAAAUUUUGCUUGAUAAUAACCAAACAAACUUGUGAUAUAAAUCACUCGGGGCUCCUCUAAGUGGAUCUUAUCCAACUCAGCCGUGCCAUCAGAUGGUGGCCAUCUCCAGGCUUUCUUUUGGAUUAUUAAAAGGAGUACUGAAUCUGUUGGAUGAUUUUGCUCUAGGGGUGUAAUAUGAUGAAAUGGCCGCAUGCACCUUCUCAACUAACCAGAACAUCGCAGGGAUGCACAUGAAGGUGGGAUAGGUCUAUCAAUGCCUUGGUGAUUGUGGUUUUGGAAGUUAGGAAAAGACAGAUUCUGUUUUGGAGUGCAUACUUUAAUAGCUGAUUCCUCGAGACUAAUUACAAGUCCUCUUAUCUGUGUGGCUGGACAUCUUUUGUGAUUUCAAUUUUUGCAAGAUUUUGUUCUGUCUCAACUGGAUAACAUGAAGUACUGGAUUCUGGGAAGUACCCAAUGUUCUUAUGUCUUAAAAUAUCAUAUCAAAAGGAUAUUUGGCCUACAAAUUAAUAAAGUCAACAGUUUCCGCUCAGGUUAAGAAUCAAACAUGGGGCUAGAGAUAUUAAAAAAGUCCACCCAAGAAUGAGUCAAAAGGCCAGAUCUUGUACACAUCUUUAUUAACAGAAAAUCAGAUCACAGAGGAUAGAGCUGAUAAAGGAUGAUGAUGAGAGCCAGCCAAUAAUUACGAAAUGUAGAACAUGUCGUGAUGUUUUGCUAAUCUGUUAAACUCGGAGGGUAUAGAACGAUAAUGCCAUCCUGACUCGUGUUCCAUCGAACUGAAAAUUCACCUAUUCUGUAAUCAUACAGAGGUACCCUCCAAAAAAAAGGUUCCCCACUGGGUUUUUUCAAAACUGCAUGCUGCACUCAGUUUUUUCUCCACCUUCUAUCGCCUGCAUUCGAAGCUGUAAUCCUACCUCUUUUACCUAGCAUGAUCUCUUGUUGCUUUUGUAAUGUACCAUUUACUUGCCUUCUUAUCAGUACGAAUGUUGUCUAUAUUUACCUUUCCACUUUUGUGCAUGGAGAGUCAUCCUAUAUGAUCAUUCCGUUCUGAGCAUCCUUGCAAGUUUUCACCAAUUCACCAUUAUGAAAAGUGUCACAUCUGUAUGAGUAGAUCACCAUUAUACAACAAACCUUGUCCAACAGUUUCAUGUGAUCAAAUCCUCACCUCAUGAUAGAAGUUAGCAAAAUGACUGUCCUUAGCAAUUAAUGGAUUUAGAUGAUGCCUUUUUUAUUUAGGAAUAAUUUCCCUAUACAAUCUUACAGACAGGAAUCCUCAUGCAGGUUGAGGAACUUACGCGAAAAUCUGAAUUUCUAGAGCAUGAGCUAGAGAAAGUUACGAGGCAACUGCAGGAAGCCACAUCUACAGCAGGAGAGGAAAGUGCGAAAUGCAUGGCCGCAAAGGAAGUUAUCAGAUCUCUAACUGCACAGGUAAAAUAUUUUUUUAUUCAACUAUCCUGUCCAUGAUGCUUUGAUCCUUUAUACAUGUUGAAUUUGGAAGAGUGAGACGGUGCAUCUCAGUUGAGAGGAAACCUGAAAGGAUGGCAAAAGUGGAAGACUGAGAACGGAAAUUUAAAGGUUCGAGGGCCUGAAACUGAUUUCUGUGUGCGCGAUGCAUAUAUGAAGCAGGGAAGAUGAUUGUGGUUGUUAGAGGCGGUUGAAUAAUAGACAAAGAACUUGGAAAUAAGAGAAUUUGAAGCGAAGUUGAGAUGAUACCAUGUUAGCUACUUCGCAAUAUGCAAAACCUUAUAAUCAAGUCCCCUCUCCUGGUUGGUGGUAGAUAAUUGAUCCCGAUUGGGUUAGAUGAUGUGAAGAGAAGUGGAGAUCUGCAGAUAUGUCAUGGACGAGAGCACACGGAACCUUUGUUCUUUGGGUGAAUUUAUUAUAGAUCAGUGCAAAAUAUUUUUUUAAUCUUCAGUCUGACUUAGUCCAUGAUACUCUCACACUUUAACGGCUUUUAAUCCAUCUGCCAUCAGAAAUAUUAAAAUAGAAUAAGCGUGACUUUUUUUGAUAAUGAGCAUUUUGGUAGAUAUUUGGUAGAUUUUUUUCACAUUUAUUAUGCACCUACAUGGUCGGGUCGAGUAUCCACUUGUAGCAGUAAACAACAUACUUUUCUCGAAUUCUGUUAGGUUUUUAUUUGGUGGCUGCAGUUUAUAUUCUUGUUUUGAACCUCGGGGUAAUAAUUUACGGGGAAAAGAAGAUCAAGAUAGAGCGAGCGAGUGUGUGUGUGUGUGUGUGUGUGUGUGUGUGAGAGAGAGAGAGAGAGAGAGAGAGAGAGAGAGAUCUAUAUUAAUAUGGAAUUUCUGUUUUACUACAUUUUUUUUUCCAAGUUUCUCCUUGGUGUUUUUCUUCGUUUAACAAUUAAACCGGCUCUUUUUAUACAUUAUUAUUGAUGACAUAAAGUUUCAUAUCUCAAUUACAUUAUUGUCAUCUGAUUCUUCACUUUGUCCGCUAACAUUGUCCUUGCCGUUAAAAUUCUAGUUGAAGGAAAUAGCUGAAAGAGUAAAAGAUGGUCCUAAAACUGAGAAUGAACAUCAGUCUGAUUCUUCCUAUAACUCCAGCAAUCCUCGCUUGCCUCCUGAGAACCAUUCAACAGCUUUUCAGAUGUUGGAACCCAGUGUCCAAUCUGACAAUGCACCAUCUUGUAAUGGAAGCAAAACGUCAGCAGAUGAAGUGGAAUGGGUUGAGCAGGCAGAACCUGGUGUAUAUAUCACAGUUUCUGCCUACCCGGGUGGAGGCAAAUAUCUCAAGAGAGUUCGCUUCAGGUACAGUUAGUCUCAUAUUUCAUUUCUACCUUGUCAUCUAUCUACAAGUUUUUUGGGAUAUUCCCUUUAUAGCCUCAGAGUUCAUCACUCCAUACCCAUUUUCCUUGUCAUUUUACAUACUCUUUCAAUGGAUAUCUGGGAUUAAGAACCUCUCUCGCAGAUGCACUGAUCAAUGACCAAGCAAGAGACCGACCCACUGACUUUGUUUUUGUAAGAAAUAAAAAACAUAACGAUAUUAAAUUGAGACAAGGCUGGAGAACAUUUCGGUGGAACGUUUUGGCCUCCGUUUAAUGGAGCUUUCACGACUGGAAAGAGGGAGGCAGAAUUUUCCUUUUCUCCUAUUGAACAUUUGCUCUGUGACAGGGGACCCCGUUUCGAAAAGAAGCAUUGAUUUUAUCUUGCCUUUGGAAGCAGGUGACGGGGGACUUAGACGAGUCACUUUUAGAGCAUAUUUUUGCCGUGAUGUUCAAUCAGCAUAACUCGACAUAUGUGGAACUUUUUUCACAAAUAAAUCUUCUCUUAUCGCGAUAUUACAUACUAAGUACUUUCUAACCUUAAGCGCCUGUGAUUACUCGAUAAGAUGCCGCAUCAUAAUUGUAGGAGGAGAAGCGUGAGGCCAUCAUCAUAGUUUUAUUUAUUCUAAUUCUUACAGAGCUUAAUUCAUGAGAUACCUUGGAUACUCUCAACUCUUGUUCUGCUGCUUCCCAUGGAAUUAAUUGGCAUUACUGAUUGUCUUAAUUUAUUACUGACGGCAGCCGGAAGAGGUUUAGCGAGCAGCAAGCUGAGAGAUGGUGGGCGGAAAACAGGCUGAAGCUUCAGGAUAAGUACAUCAUCCUGGCACAGGAAAAGAUGAACUGUAGCCCUUUAUCCUCUUGA